Molecule: messenger RNA, 4020 nt
Organism: Exaiptasia diaphana
Lineage: Eukaryota; Metazoa; Cnidaria; Anthozoa; Actiniaria; Aiptasiidae
Exons: 29
Biological process (GO): cell surface receptor signaling pathway; adenylate cyclase-activating G protein-coupled receptor signaling pathway; negative regulation of angiogenesis
Cellular component (GO): membrane
Molecular function (GO): protein binding; G protein-coupled receptor activity; calcium ion binding
Source: RefSeq, a predicted model, not a curated record
GGCGACGUUUCGUGAAAAUUUGAACACAGAAGCUCGUGCAGUAAUGCAGGAGGACAGCGAAAGUCAAAAGMUCCGCCAAGGGUUUAGUCUCGAUUGUCUUYUCCUGUCGUGAGUCAAGGGUAGUCGACCCCCUUACUGCAAAAAAUGUGAAUAUUCUAAGCUUGUUUGCAGUUUGUUGACAGUCAUUACCAUGGACUCGAGCUGGUCGCGGUCAAAUGUACAACUCUCUUGUACAUUGUUCAUUCUAGGGGCCGUUUUUAGCCUCGUUAACUCAAACUACUCACGGCCUUACGACAGUGCCGUUCACUACUGGCCUCUAGAUACCACAACUGGUCUACGCGACGUCAUUAGCAACAAAAGUGGCGUWAGAGAUGGCCGGGAUAAAAGCCUUCACUUCAAGGGACCUGGGCCKGGAUAUUUAUUUAUUUUUCAUUCGCGCCUUAAGUUGGGCGAUUUCGAAGGAACGUGCCUUCUGGACCCAAGAAAAUGUAGCACCUACCUGACAUUGUCYCUUUGGGUUAAAUAUAGCCGAAGGGUCGCAAGUAGGACGCAAUUUUUAAUAGGAACGUCGACAUCUAAAACAGGAAGCCCGGGAUUCGCAAUUCACUCAAUGCCUAUCAAGGGKCGCGAACAAAGAGUAAGGUUUCGGAUCAAUAACGGAGAGAGGAUUUGGACUGGUUAUACAAACGUUGAAUACAACACUUGGACGCAGAUUGGUUUCUCGUGGUCGAAUUCCACAGGUCUUGUCAUUUAUAAAAACUGCGAGAGAAUGAACACUGUACAUCAGGCUCGUUUGAGCACGAGUAAUGGUGCCACUGGGGGUCAUUUAUACUUAGUUAAAGCCCCAGGGCGUGGCAAGGCUGCGUUUAACAUAUCAUAUGAUGACGUUGCYGUGUGGUAUAAGGAGUUACGUCAAGUUGAUAAAGGACUUAUAUGUUCAAAGAAAGUUGGUCCUCCUGUUUUAUCAMGUCGUUGUUUGUCUGGACCAAGUUGGAUUUCCAUAAAAUGGAAACACUCGUUACCAGACUACGAUACCCUCACGGGCUUUAACGUCUGGUACAGAUAUACUAAGUUAAGGCCCUGGGUCAAGCUUACAGCUCAAAGAUCAAGMGACUCAUUUAAUAUAACAAGACUGACUUCAUCUUCUACGGUUGAAAUUCAAGUUCAAAAUAAGAUCCACGGCGGGAACGGACAAAGUAGUAAAAAAAUUCGAUGCAACUCAUCUUCCAAGAAAAGAAAAGUUGCAGUGCUAGGUAGCCCGMUGAACCUGACGGUUGAGGCAACAUCUUCACGUGCAAUACUUAUGUCAUGGAAGCCGCCAGCUCAGAAUGAUUUGGUCAAAGGAUACUGGGUACUUUACAAAGAAGACGGUUCUAAUAGCGAAUUUACCAAACUUCAAGUUGGUUUACCACCUAAUAAUGAAUUCUUGAUAUCUGGUCUUUCAAGAAACACAACUUACAAAAUCUACGUGGUGUCUGUUGGACUGCCAUUACCACCAAGUAAACCAUCUGAAUUGAAUGCUGUAACAGAUGAAGAUGACUCUAACACAGUUCCGUCCAUUAACGCUAACCCAGUCAACCUCAGAACACUCCAGCUUAGUUGGACAAGCCCCAUGGACUCCAGGAAGCGUUUCUGGUACAAGGUCUUUAUGCAAUGGAAGAAAAACAACAUCAGCGAAAUCCAGGAAAUCUACAGAGGACGUUCGACGAGCUACACGUUCGUUAGUAUUAAAGACUUGCCCUUCCCACAGGAAUGUAAUGUUAUUGUGAUGCCACAGACACGUGUCAAAGCUACUGUUCAAAACAUAACCAUCCAAUCAGCUAACUGGAAUUCUGCUGUGAUCACGUGGCAAGGUCGUGACAGCCACGUGAUUAGUGAAAUCGUUGAUAAAUACCGUGUGGUCAUCACGUCGUCACAUAAAAGUGUGGCAUUUGUGACUAAUAAAACUACAGCAACCAUUGCUGGGCUGAAGCAGAUAACUCGGUAUAGAGUCAACAUCCAACAAGGAAAUUCUAAAGGAUUUGGACCUUUGAUGGACCACAACGUAGUGUUCUGGACAUCAGAUGCUAACGAGUGUCGAGGUUUGAAGAGUAAUUGUGACAACUCCAAGGUUUCUGUCAAAUUUGAUGAAAGUCAAUGCUAUCUCAAUGUUAUUCCCAUGAUACAAUGCGCCGUUAAUGGACAAUGUAUCAAUACUAAAGGGUCCUUUUUCUGUAUAUGUAAUCAUGGCUUYAUCGGCGAUGGAUGGAAAUGUAAAGAAAUCCCCAGAGGUACCUCAGAGAAAGACUUUUGCAGGGAGGAAACGUUUCAAGAAAUACCAUGGAGACGGACAUUACGAGGACAAAACGAGACAUCGCCGUGCCCUGAAGGAGUGACAGGGAUUGCCAGACGACAGUGUAUUGGUCUUUCAGACCAGCCCGCCAAGUGGGCUGACCCAGACAUGAGUAAUUGCGUAUCUAAGUGGGCGAUGGACAUGAAGGACUUGGCAAAUGACCCAUCUGUUAGCGCAUUGUCUGUAGCUGAUCAAACAGUUGAACUAACAGAUAAACAAAAUAUCAAAAAGAUCUACCCUGGAGAUCUGAAGAUUGUAGUGAAUGUUUUAGGAGUUCUCACGGAUCGAGAAGUGAAUAAAACAGGAACUGGAAAUAACGAACAAACAAAACAAUUCACUAAGGCCUUAGUAAACACUGCAAGUAACAUACUUGAUUCCGUKACAAUCGAGAAAUGGAAUUUUGUCCCUGAGACCGAACGUAAACGCAACGCAGGUUCGUUGUUAAAAACGAUGGAAAGCGUUGCGUUAAAGGUUGCUCGUACAGGGAAUCGUAGCCGUACUACAAUGCCUAAUGUAGUGCUUGACGUUUUUUCUACAUCCAACGAAUCGUUGUCGAAAAGUGUUUUUAUUGGACACAAGGGAAGUAAGGAGAUUGGUGGGUAUCCAUACGCUGUGUUCCCAUCUUCAGAACUCAACCAAGGUUCUCARCAAUUUACUUACAUAUCUUACAAUACUAUGGGACGUCUGCUGGAACCAAAAUCUAAAGGCAAUACAAGUGUCGAYAGUUCAGUGGUGUCCUUGAGUGUGUCUGGGCUCAAACGUAGAAACUUUAAGCAGCCAGUUACUAUUGUUUUUGCGAAAAAUCAGAAAGAUSUCCAAAAUUCGAAUUUUUCGUGUGUAUUCUGGGAUAUGACGAGCGAGCCUGGUCAUUGGUCAAGUGAAGGUUGCUAUGCCAACUCCACUAACAGCUCACAUACAGUAUGCCACUGCUAUCAUCUCACUAGUUUUGCUGUCUUGAUGAACGUUAAAGGAGAAACAUCAUAUCUCAUACAGGGCCGACAUAAAAUCGCACUCGAGUUGAUCACAUACAUUGGUUGUGUGCUAUCGAUUGGUGCUCUCUGCUUGACGUUUUUGACUUUUUUGACGUUCAGGUUCUUGAAAUCAUCRCGGACAUUUAUMCAUACAAACUUAGCGUUCGUCUUGAUCCUCGCUCAGAUUCUGUUCUUGUUYGGGAUCAACAAGACAAGGAUAAAGUUGGUGUGCCAAAUCAUCGCUGGUUUUCUACACUAUUUAUGGCUGGCAUCGUUUGUCUGGAUGGCCCUUGAAGGCGUCAUGUUAUACCUAAUGUUGGUAAAGGUUUUCGGUACGAAAACCCUGACCAAGAAGAAAAGAAUYAUCUUUUUAACUGUCGGAUGGUGUUUACCGUUGAUUGUUGUUGCUACUUCCGCUGGUGUUCAUCCGCAAGGAUAUGGAACAGAAUUCUAUUGCUGGUUGUCUAUCGAUAAUGGCUUUAUAUGGACGUUCGUUGGACCUGCUCUCCUUGUUAUUGGUUUCAAUUUCUUAAUUAUGGGAGUGACGUUUAGUGUGAUGUCRAGGAGAGGUGGCCACCGCAGAAAACCGAGUAAAAUUCGCCGAAUAAGAUAUUGGGCUAAGGCAUGUACAUUACUUACAUGUAUUCUUGGCUUAACGUGGCUAUUUGGUGUAUUCUAUAUCAACCACGAAACCCUCUUUAUGGCUUACUUUUUCAC